Filobasidium floriforme is the source of this 3609-nucleotide messenger RNA. RefSeq lists its product as uncharacterized. The record is from RefSeq and is a predicted model, not a curated record. NCBI's taxonomy places the organism in Eukaryota, Fungi, Basidiomycota, Tremellomycetes, Filobasidiales, Filobasidiaceae. The transcript has 5 exons. The coding region runs from base 94 to 3426 and encodes 1110 amino acids.
AUUACCAACAACGACUCGACACCGACCAGCGACACACACCGAUAGAUCAUCAAAUCCGCACAUCUGAAUCAAGGAUAAAAAGAGAGUUUGAAGAUGGAGGACAACCCACCUCCGUCGGUCUUGCGGCCAGACCUGAUCCCACUCCCCCUCUCUCCUUUCCUGGCUAGACGGAUGAACAAGCUCACACCGACACCUACAUCCACCUCCCACCUAUCCCAGUCAAACUUGGCUGUAGAGGAACAACAAACACCAACCCGCGCUCGACCAUACAGGUCUGAAGCGAACGGGUCGGAUGAACGCUACGGACGUGAAGAGCUGGAAAUAGGAAUUGGAGGAUUGUUGGGCGUUCCAAAGGUGGAUGUGAAGACGCCGUUCAAGAAGAGAGUAAAGGAGGAUCUAGCAAGGAGUUAUGAAGUCGACGAGAAAGAGUUGGAAUCCGUAACACUGGAGGUCCCGAAGUUGGGAUCUCGACCCGAACCGGACUUGAAGUCGACCUCGAGCCUAGACUCGGUUUCAGGACACGAGCAGGACCCCUUCCUCCAUUCGACCUCGACCAACACCACAACCAAGGAUACAUGUGUCCCAUCUACUUUGGAAGUAAUCCCGGUGAAACUUUAUCAGCCUCAACCACUCGAGCUGAAAUCAGCAUCACCCUCAUCGGAACCUAUCGACGUCAACGUACCUAGUGUGCGUAGCGACGAACCCGACGUGGAAUCAGCAGUGAACAUCCAGAUCCAGGUCGAACCUCCGACCAAGCGCCGAGACCCGGGACAGUCGUACGGGCAUGGGAGGUCCCCGUCCGGGCGAGAAUAUUUGGAGCUAGGUUUGGGAGUCGGGGUGGGGUCGGAAGCGAAGGUUGAGGGGAUGACGUCCCCGAAAAAGAGCCAACCGGUUCGGACUACCGCAACUGAUUCGGAGGAAAAGGCAGCUUCAAGUUCAGGAGCGAAGGCACAGAAUAAAGCGAACCAGGAGGAGGUUAACGAUGCUCGUGUCGAUUCAGCUACAUCGGUGUGUAUGAAUACUCCGAACAAGGUCCGACCUACCUUAACCUCAACUUCGAGCUCGAGCUCGCCUCGAGAAGGAAACGUCCCUGAAACGGUAGGCAGGAGCGGGAGGUCUGGAUCUCGAGAAGGUGUUGCUACCGCCAGUCCUCGGCCAGGCACCUCGACCUCUGGUCACGAUAACACCCUAUUGAGCGGGUCCGAGCCCGAGGUCAAGGAAGUCAAGCAUACCAACCCAUCCGGUCCCAAGAAGCGCGAAACCAACUCAAAACACGAUAACUUGCAAGUAAACAGCAUGUACAGCCCAGAAAACCUGGGCGUUGGGGACAAGUCUACCUUUUUACCUGACACACCGGGAAUCAGGAGGGACGCGUGGAUGUUGAACGAGAGCUGUCUUUUGACGCGGACCGAGCUGGGAGGGACGGAGCUGGGACAGAUCGGAGAUGAUUCGGUCAUCUUCCUUUCCAAAUUCGACCAGUUCACUGUGCAGGAGGGGGAGAACGAGGAGAAGGCAGGACGGGCGAGUGAGAUCACCUUGGAGGACACGAGCCUGGACCUAGGUCAACAGAUGAACCUCGGCUCUUCGAUACUGGGUUCGAACCUGAUGAACGAGGACAAGGAAAUGAGGGAAGCUUUGGGGAGGGUGGAUAUGACUAUGAUCGGGGAUGAGACUACGAUGGAAGGGUUGCCUGUGGUGAGACCAGCGCGAAAGGUUAGGGGGAUGGAGACUCUUGUGGAGGUGCCUACUCCUAGACCGGCAGAGUCAACUGCGACUGUCAAACGUUCGCCUCACAAGGUCAGAAACAUCAACGGAAAUGCGGCGGAAACCUUCAAGUGUACCACCUCCCGAGCGGGAGCGGGAUUAUUAGCCCCGCCCGACAACAUGGAUAAUGCAUACGAGACUCUGGACCUUAAGACGAUGCUUCAGCGAACAUCGAUCUUGCCGAAAGACAUGUAUGGAGUGGGCAAGGAUGGAAAACCGGAAUGGAGGGGAGACUUGAGCGUGACCGAGUUGAUGAAGGAGGAUAACCCGUUCAUCGCCACGGCGGAGGAACAGGAAAGGGCUUCAAGGAGGAUCAGGACCGACGGACAUUCGACGUUGUUCAAUAGACCCACCAUACAGGCUGGGCCGUCUCGAUCGGCAGGUCAAUCGCUGCGUAAUAUCUUUUCCAGCGGAUCUCCCGGUAGCCCGACCAAGCCGGCACCAGAACCUCGCGCGAUGAACGAAGUCGAACGCGAAUUUUCCCGAAUGACCAGCACGGAUACGACUCAGCCGUCGAGGCUCGUCUUUCAGCUUGACCCAACUUUAUCGAAAGACGGAUUGAAGAAGGUGGAUCAACAGGCCAAAGCCGAUGAGGCGAGAGGCACCAAGUUGAAAGCGUGGGAGGACGCCAAGCGGUGGACGUUUGUCAUGGACAAUAUGGCGUGGGCCCGAAAGAUGCAGGCAGAGGGUUUGCUACAUGGGGAACAAUUAGAGAAAGUGCUGAAGAUUAUUUACGAUGAGACACCGUUGGAUAUCAGUUCAGGUGUGCGAUGCCCUGCGACUCCAGUUUUCGUUAAGGAUGCUAGGCGACUUCAUCCUGCUCAGACUAGUAUCCGAACGCAUCGCCGUUCUGCGAGUAUGGAUCCGACUCAGACUGGGACCUUAGGUCGAGCGCGAUCUCGAGCGACCUCGUCUGGACAAGAUUUGGGUAGGUUGACGGGACACCGACGCAACGCGACUAUGGACCCUUCGCAAAUCUCAUCCAGUGUUACGAUACAACCGAGCAGGGUCCGCGUUACUAGCAGGACUUCGGUAGAAGCGCCCAAGCCAGGAUUUGUGGGAAGCGGAACCUCACGCUUCGGGAACACCACUCGAGCUCCUUCUGUGGGCACGAAAACAUCGCCUCCGAAAGCCGCAAGUCGCCCAUCCGCUGCAUCCAAGCCCCCGGUUGCCAACCCCGCGCUAGGCCAAUCUCGAACACGAACAAACGGGACCAGCGCGGAUCAAGUUUUGGCUUCGAUGGGGAUCAGGGAUCCCACGUCUAGAACAUCCCGGAUCGCUGCUCCCGCUAGCCGAGCGAGUACGAAUAGUAGCAUGAUCGGCAGGAGUCGAGUAUCAUCGACUGCAAGCUCUGUCGUCUCUGCCCAACGCGCUUCGACGACUGCUUCGUCCGUAAUAACAGGGCGCGCUAGCGCGACCUCAAACGCCACCGCAGCCCGAACCCGUAUGACCCAACCAUCGGCCUCGGGUCUCGAGCGGACUGUUGGUCGUCCAUCUGAAGCGCCGAGGCAAUAUGUCACGAACAGGCAGAUGACUGGAAAUACCGGCGUCCCGCCAAAGAGGUUGUCAUCUGUCAGUGCGACAACCGGCUUGAGAGUCGAGAGAAGCACUACUAGCUCGCGAAUGACCGCUACUCGGACUUCUACUCGAGGCCUUCCGUAGUGAUACUCUUGAUAUGCUUGUGGUGUUUUGAAAUCUAUUCCAGAUUGUAGACCCUGACAUGCCCAGUGCAAGUCGACAGCCAAAGCCGUUAUAUGAUCUCGGUACAUGUUGCUGCAUGUAGAAUUCGGCUUGCUUGGACCUCGAACGUUUCAAAGUCGACGAAUCCGACUUUGAUCGCGUAGA